Messenger RNA from Malaya genurostris, 1388 nucleotides. RefSeq names its product solute carrier family 25 member 35-like. The transcript is spliced from 4 exons. NCBI's taxonomy places the organism in Eukaryota, Metazoa, Arthropoda, Insecta, Diptera, Culicidae. The record is from RefSeq and is a predicted model, not a curated record. The coding region runs from base 405 to 1337 and encodes 310 amino acids.
UUGAACAUGAAAUUAAAGCAUAUUGCGCACAAUUUCGUAGAUUGGGCUUCUAUCUACGAGAUUAUAUCGAUUGUUGUGUUAAUGAGGGUUGUAGAGCCGAGCAAUGAGCAUUAUAUCUUGUAACAUUCGCAAGGGCCUAUCGUGCGAUAUGCCCUAAUCACAUGUUACUACCGAAUUAUUGUGUUUAUGUUGAUGGUUACGGCUAUAGUCUGUUAUACGAUGGAGUAAUUAUUACUUCAUGGGAGAUUUCAUGCAUCUCGUCUACGUUUAAUAUAAUGUGCAUCGAACAAGUUCGUUUGUCGUUCGUAUAUUUUUAUGUUUUAAUAUCGAGCAGCAUAUGUUAUUUAGUUGUGCAACUAUGCAGGUUCUACAAUUUUUUUUUCUAAUAUAGUUAAACGCAACCCAUGGACGCUACCGAUUUUCUUCUGGGUGGAGUGGCCUCGAUGGCUGCAACCUUGUUCAUAAAUCCGUUGGAAGUUAUUAAAACUCGCAUGCAAUUACAAGGAGAACUUUUAACCAAAGGAACAUACGCUAAGCCGUACAAGAAUAUUUUGGAUGCGUUUAUUACUAUUGCUAAAAAUGACGGUUAUUGGGCAUUGCAAAAAGGUUUAGCGCCGUCUCUGUGUUUCCAAUUUGUCAUUAAUGCUGUCCGAUUAGGUGUAUAUAACACGGCAUAUGAAACUGGUCUCACUAAAACCAAGAACGGAAGACAAUCUAUUUGGAAAUGUGCCUUUUGGGGUGGAACUGGCGGUUUUAUUGGUUCGGCUCUAGCAAGUCCUUUUUUCAUGCUUCGAACACAUCUGCAAUCACAAGCAGCUACGCAAAUUGCGGUCGGUUAUCAACAUAAACACAGUGGAAUGCUUAGUGCUUUGAAGAACAUUUUUCUCAUGCAUGGAAUAAAAGGUUUGUAUCGAGGAGUUGCUGUCACUAUGCCUCGGGCCAUGUUGGGUAGUGGAGGACAGCUGGCAGGAUACGGUUAUACCAAGGAUUUACUUACUAGAUAUCCUCUAAACUCGAAUCAAACCGAUCGAAUAGUAUCUUUUCUGUCCGGAAUAAUGGCUGGAACUGUUAUGGCAAUAACUAUGACUCCUCCAGAUGUGAUAGCCACUCGAUUAUAUAACCAAGGAGUAGAUAGUAAAGGAAAAGGAAUUUACUAUAAAGGUGUCGUUGAUUGCUGCUUCAAAAUUUUGAAAACCGAGGGUGUUGCUGGUUUAUAUAAAGGAUUCUGGCCGCAUUAUAUGCGUAUUGGGCCACAUUCUAUGCUUGUGUUAGUGUUUUUCGACGAGCUUAAAAAUGUUCGAAAAUACUAUUACAGCCAACAAAUGCGGAAAAGCUGAUGUGUGAUGUUAUGCUAAUAGUCCAUAUAUUAAAUGUUAUGUUACUACCGC